AUGCCUUACUCUUUACGGGGCCGCAAUGUCCUGAUUACCGCUGGCUCAAGAGGCCUCGGAGCUGUGAUUGCCCGGAAAUUCGCUGCAGAAGGAAGCAAUGUUGCCAUCAAUUAUGUAUCGAGUAAGGAGACAGCCGAUAAAGUCGCGUCCGAUCUUGCGGCCAAAUAUAACGUGAAGACGAUUGUCAUUCAGGGUGAUGCGGGAAGCCAAAGCGAUUGCAUCAAUGCCGUGAAAACAACUAUUGAACAGCUUGGGGGCAUUGACGUUGUGAUUUCGAAUGCGGGCUGGACGAAGAUGACCAAGUUUUCGGACUUGGAUGCAAUGGACGACGCAGACUGGGAUAAAUGCUGGUCAAUCAAUGUCAAAAGCAGCUUCCACCUUUUCAAGGCUGCUCUGCCCACUUUCAACGCGAACCCCGACGGUGGUGUCUUUAUCCUUACAUCCUCAACUGCGGGUGUCAUCCCCAGUGGAAGCAGUAUACCAUACGCUGUGACCAAGGCAGGCUCAAUUCAUCUCAUGAAGAGCCUGGCGCAAUCUCAGGGUCCCAAAAUUCGCGUAAAUGCCGUUUGCCCCGGUCUUCUGUUCACUGAAUGGGGCCAGCGCUUUUCUCCAGAGCAGAUCAAGGGCUGGACGGAUAAAACGGCACUCGGACAUCUGCCCGAGGUGGAGGAUACCGCAGAGGCAUAUCUCUCCAUUGCGAGGAACUCUUCCAUGACAGGUCAAGCUGUCCAGAUCGGUAAGAUUAUUGAGCUCGAAUUGGAAUGGCACAUUGCUGACUGA
Molecule: messenger RNA, 780 nt
Organism: Penicillium brasilianum
Lineage: Eukaryota; Fungi; Ascomycota; Eurotiomycetes; Eurotiales; Aspergillaceae
Source: the annotation of a GenBank genome assembly